AUGGCUUCCAUAUUUUCCUUCCUAAGCACCAUUUCCCUUCUUCUCAUGUUCGUCUUCUUCCUCUCCCUCUCCCUUGCUGAUUCCUCACCGAUCUUUAACACUCCAGAAACCCUUUGCGAUUCUACUCCAUAUCCACCCUUUUGCAAAUCCUCUUUACCAUAUAACAAGCCUGGAACCGUCCAAGACUACGCCAGAAUUUCCAUUGCCAAUUCCUUGACAAAUGCCAGAGACUUUCUGUCCCUCGUCCAACAUUACUCGAGCCUUCCAUCUACAUCCCAUGAAUCCACCAAUAUUCUCGCCCUUGAAGAUUGCCAGUUUUUGGCUCAGCUAAACAUUGAUUCCUUCUCAUAUGCACUCCAAACUGUAAAUCGUUCCAAUGAUGCCAAUCUUCCAGGCUCGCUUGCCGUUGAUCUACUAACCUUGUUUAGUGCCACCUUGACCAACCUGGAAACUUGCCUGGAAAGCCUUCAAGUAUCAGAUUCAAGUAUCUUGAAUAAUCUAACUGCCCCUCUUUCUAAUGGAACCCAGUAUUGUAGCACAACUCUCGCUCUCUUUUGCCAUGCUUGGGUUCCUCACCCAGAGAAAGGUAGAUUGCUAGCAGAAGGGAAGGACAUAUUCCCCAGUAUGAAAAAUGGUGCAAGAAAAAGCUUUCGUUUGCGGACGUACGAGUCUAUAAUGGGAAGAAAGCUUCUUCAAGGAUUUGAAGAUGGUGUUUCAGUGAGACAAAUGGUGGUUGUGAAUCAAAAUGGAACUGGGGAUUUUGCUAAUAUUACCGACGCUGUGAAUGCUGCAUCUAAUAACACAGCUAGCAGCGAUGGAUAUUUUGUGAUUUACGUGGUUGCUGGUGUUUAUAACGAAUAUGUUUUCAUUCCAAAGAACAAGAAAUACUUGAUGAUGAUUGGAGAUGGUAUUAACCAGACAAUCAUCACCGGCAACCGGAGUGUCGUUGAUGGGUGGACUACAUUCAAUUCUUUCACAUUUGCUGUAGUUGGGCAAGGGUUUGUUGCAGUGAACAUUACAUUUCAGAACACAGCAGGAGCUAUCAAACACCAAGCAGUGGCUGUAAGAAAUGGAGCUGAUUUGUCUACAUUCUACAACUGCAGCUUUGAAGGGUAUCAAGACACCUUAUACACUCAUUCUCUCAGGCAAUUCUACAGGGACUGUGAAAUAUACGGCACCAUAGAUUACAUAUUCGGCAACGCAGCAGUUGUUCUCCAGAACUGCAAGAUUUAUUCAAGAGUACCAUUGGAUGACCAGUACAACGCUGUAACUGCGCAAGACAGAACUGACCCUAAUCAAAACACAGGUACUUCAAUACAGAACUGCAGUAUAUUAGCAUCUGCGGAGUUGGCCGCAAGCAAUGGCACUACAAAAUCUUACUUGGGGAGGCCAUGGAAGGAGUAUUCAAGAACAGUUGUGAUGCAGUCUUUUAUAGAUAGCUUAAUUGAUCCUUCUGGCUGGUCUCCAUGGUCAGGAGAUUUUGCACUGGCUACACUUUAUUAUGCAGAAUUUAAUAACACUGGUCCGGGAUCAGAUACUAGUAAUAGGGUUACAUGGGAUGGUUACCAUUUGAUCAAUGCGACGGAUGCAGCGAACUUCACUGUUUCGAACUUUACGCAAGGAGAUAUCUGGCUGCCGGCGACUGGAGUGCCUUAUUUUGGUGGUUUGCUGUGA
Messenger RNA from Manihot esculenta (cassava), 1674 nucleotides. RefSeq names its product probable pectinesterase/pectinesterase inhibitor 20. Gene Ontology annotation, molecular function: pectinesterase inhibitor activity; pectinesterase activity. Gene Ontology annotation, biological process: cell wall modification. The transcript has 2 exons. NCBI's taxonomy places the organism in Eukaryota, Viridiplantae, Streptophyta, Magnoliopsida, Malpighiales, Euphorbiaceae. Bases 1 to 1674 code for a protein of 557 amino acids. The record is from RefSeq and is a predicted model, not a curated record.